This is a messenger RNA of Hipposideros armiger (great roundleaf bat), 2566 nucleotides long. It is a transcript of the gene ECE1, whose product is annotated as endothelin converting enzyme 1. The transcript has 16 exons. Gene Ontology annotation, cellular component: plasma membrane. Lineage: Eukaryota; Metazoa; Chordata; Mammalia; Chiroptera; Hipposideridae. Bases 16 to 2472 code for a protein of 818 amino acids. Gene Ontology annotation, molecular function: metalloendopeptidase activity. Gene Ontology annotation, biological process: peptide hormone processing. The record is from RefSeq and is a predicted model, not a curated record.
UCGGGCACGAGAGCCAUGGAGGCGCUGAGGGAGUCCGUGCUGUCCUUGGCUUUGCAGAUGUCGACCUACAAGCGGGCCACGCUGGACGAGGAAGACUUGGUGGACUCGCUCUCCGAGGGCGACGGGUACCCAAACGGCCUACAGGUGAACUUCCGCAGCCCCAGGAGUGGCCAGAGAUGCUGGGCCACGCGAACCACCGUGGAGAAGCGGCUGAUGAUACUGGUGGCACUUCUCGCAGCAGGACUGGUAGCCUGCUUCGUAGCACUGGGUGUGCAGCAGUACCAGACAAGGACCCCCCCGGUGUGCCUAAGCCAGGCCUGCGUCUCAGUGACCAGCUCCAUCUUGAGUUCCAUGGACCCCACGGCGGACCCCUGCCAGGACUUCUUCACCUAUGCCUGUGGCGGCUGGAUCAAAGCCAAUCCCGUGCCUGAUGGCCACUCGCGCUGGGGGACCUUCAGCAACCUCUGGGAACAUAACCAGGCCAUCAUCAAGCACCUCCUCGAAAACUCCACAGCCAGUGGAAGCGAAGCAGAAAAGAAGGCCCAAGUAUACUACCGUGCGUGUAUGAACGAAACCAGGAUCGAGGAGCUCAAGGCCAAGCCCCUGAUGGAGCUGAUUGAGAAGGUGCAUUUCCCAGGCCUCCUCCUGUCCCUCUGGCUUCCAUCCCCGCUCUCAGCUACCACCGGGGCGGCCACCUCACACCUCCAGCUGCCUCGCCCACCUGGACAGUGGAGCCUGUUGCUGACAUGUGUAUUUGGGCUGAUGAGAAACAGAGAGAGAGGGAGAAAGAGAGAGAGAGAGAGAGAGAGAGAGAGAGAGAGAGAGAGAGAGAGAGAGAAAACGCACACACAUGCGCCCAUCUCUGUGGGUGGGAAUGUCUGUGUGUGUAUUUGUGUGGAAAUGUGUGUUAGCAUCUGUUGUGGAUGUCUGUCACACAUACUCGUAUGUGUGUCUGUGCAUCUGUGUGUGGGACCGAGGCUGUAUUUAGUGUUGACAGGAUACCUGAACUACAUGGUCCAGCUGGGGAAGCUGCUGGGCGGCGGGGAUGAGGACGCCAUCCGGCCGCAGAUGCAGCAGGUCCUGGACUUUGAGACAGCACUGGCCAACAUCACCAUCCCCCAGGAGAAGCGUCGAGACGAGGAGCUCAUCUACCACAAAGUGACGGCGGCCGAGCUGCAGACCUUGGCCCCUGCCAUCAACUGGCUGCCCUUCCUCAGCACCAUCUUCUACCCUGUGGAGAUCAACGAAUCUGAGCCGAUUGUCGUCUACGACAAGGAGUACCUUGGGCAGGUCUCCACCCUCAUCAACAACACCGACAAAUGCCUCCUGAACAACUACAUGAUCUGGAACCUGGUGCGGAAGACAAGUACCUUCCUCGAUCAGCGCUUUCAGGACGCCGAUGAGAAGUUUAUGGAAGUCAUGUAUGGGACCAAGAAGACCUGCCUUCCUCGCUGGAAGUUUUGCGUGAGUGACACAGAAAACAACUUGGGCUUCGCCCUGGGCCCCAUGUUUGUCAAAGAGACCUUCGCCGAGGACAGCAAGAACAUAGCCAGCGAGAUAAUCCAAGAGAUUAAGAAGGCAUUUGAGGAAAGCCUGAGUACCCUGAAGUGGAUGGAUGAAGACACUCGGAAAUCAGCCAAGGAAAAGGCGGAUGCAAUCUACAACAUGAUAGGCUACCCCAACUUUAUCAUGGAACCCAAAGAGCUCGACAAAGUGUUCAGUGACUAUACGGCAGUUCCAGAUCUCUACUUCGAGAACGCCAUGCGGUUUUUCAACUUCUCGUGGAGGGUCACUGCUGACCAGCUCAGGAAGGCUCCCAACAGAGACCAGUGGAGCAUGACCCCUCCCAUGGUGAAUGCUUACUACUCUCCUACCAAGAAUGAGAUUGUGUUUCCGGCCGGAAUCCUGCAGGCCCCGUUCUACACCCGCUCUUCACCCAAGGCCUUAAAUUUUGGUGGCAUUGGCGUCGUCGUGGGCCAUGAGCUGACUCAUGCUUUUGAUGAUCAAGGACGGGAGUACGACAAGGACGGGAACCUCCGGCCCUGGUGGAAGAACUCGUCCGUGGAGGCGUUCAAGCGGCAGACCGAGUGCAUGGUGGAGCAGUACGGCAACUACAGCGUGAACGGGGAGCCCGUGAACGGCCGCCACACGCUGGGGGAGAACAUCGCCGACAACGGGGGCCUCAAGGCGGCCUAUCGGGCCUACCAGAACUGGGUGAAGAAGAAUGGAGCUGAGCAGACGUUGCCCACCCUUGGUCUUACCAAUAACCAGCUCUUCUUCCUGGGCUUUGCGCAGGUCUGGUGUUCCGUCCGCACGCCCGAGAGUACCCACGAAGGCCUCAUCACUGAUCCCCACAGCCCCUCCCGCUUCCGGGUCAUCGGCUCCGUCUCCAACUCAAAGGAGUUCUCCGAACACUUCCGCUGCCCGCCUGGCUCACCCAUGAACCCACAUCACAAGUGUGAAGUCUGGUGAGGGGCAGAGCACCAAGCGCUCAGACAGAGGAGGGGGAGGGGCUGAGGAUGAGCCCACAAGGCUGCCCCCUCCAUCCAGUGCCCAGGGUGUCACC